This is a messenger RNA of Cuscuta europaea, 1998 nucleotides long. The record is from the annotation of a GenBank genome assembly. Lineage: Eukaryota; Viridiplantae; Streptophyta; Magnoliopsida; Solanales; Convolvulaceae.
ACACGCAAUUCAGAAAAUGUAUAAGUUAAAGAUGCAUUAUUUGGCGGUUGGCUAUUGAUACCAUCCGUGUAGAUUCCCACUGAAAAACAUGCUGUUGCCAGAAGUGUUUGUGCCAUUUUUGGAGCUGAGGGAGGUGCCACUAUGAAUUCGGAUCCAUUUUUUAGCUCUUCUAGUCGGAAUUUUGUCUCUUUCCGGCUAUCAUUCUCAACCUUCCGGCCCAUCAAAAGUUUUCCGGUCCAGUCUCCAUUUCUCCUCCAGAUCUCAUUUCUUCCAACAGUCUAAUAUAAGGUUGCUCCUAUGUGGACUGUAGUAGUAUUCUCUCUGCACAACUCUAAAGACAGAAUGGGUUUUAUGAUCUAAUCAAGUUCUGUAGUUUUGUAGCUUGGAUUCCAGGCAACAUGAAUAAGAACAAAUUUAUCUUUUUUUGCUUUUUUAUUCUGUCCGUUUCCUUAAAGUCUAACUUUUCCUUUUCCUUUCUGUUUGAUUGGAAAGAAAUUUAAGAAUGUCUGAGAAAGGCGGGUUGUUUUAUUCCUUAGGAUGGGUUCUUAUUUGUUAACCGUUCAGAGCAGUACUCAUAAUCUUAUUGAAUUCCAUUUCUGAGUUCUUUUAAAAUUCCAAGCACUGAAAAUAUGUCCUCUGUUUGGUUUUGGGAAAUUUGGAAGCUAAGAAGUAUUGAAAUGAGGCUUUCAUCCAUGCUUAAUGGGCUUGCAAGGUCCUUCUCAUUGAAGAAAAGGAGGAACAGCUCUGAGGAUCGCAAUUGUAGUGGGAGGGUAGCUGUGGAAGCCAUGGCUAAAGUGGCUAAGAAAACUGACAUGGUACGGAGAUCUUCUGGUUCCAUUAAUGUUGAUUGUUCUCGAAAUUUUUCUUCUCUUUUCUCCAAAAGAGGAGAGAAAGGAAUCAACCAAGACUGCUUCAUUAUUUGGGAGGAGUUUGGAUGCCAAGAGGACAUGAUAUUCUGUGGUAUAUUUGAUGGUCACGGUCCUUGGGGACAUUUUGUGUCAAAGAUGGUUCGAGAAUCAAUGCCAUCAACCCUGCUUUGCAAUUGGCAAGAGUCAUUGGCUGAGGCUGAGGCUGAGGCGGAUCCGGAUUUUGGUUCGGAUGAUGACAAAUUGUUAAGUAAGUUUAACAUAUGGAAGAACUCUUACCUGAAGGCUUGUGCAACUGUAGAUCAGGAACUGGAGCACCACCCUAAAAUUAAUUCAUUCUAUAGUGGAACGACUGCCUUAACUAUUGUCAGACAGGGUGAAGAGAUUUUCAUUGCUAAUGUUGGAGAUUCCCGCGCUGUAUUGGCUACAACCGAUGAUGAUGGAAACAUUGUUGCAGUUCAGCUCACUGUUGAUUUUAAGCCUAAUAUACCCCAGGAGGAAGAGAGAAUAAUGCAGUGUAAUGGGCGCGUAUUCUGCUUGCACGAUGAACCUGGGGUGCAUCGACUCUGGCUUCCCAACGAGGAAUCCCCAGGCCUUGCAAUGUCUCGAGCCUUUGGCGACCGUUGUGUGAAGCAUUGUGGACUUAUUUCUGUGCCUGAUGUGACACAAAGGCAUAUAACAAACAGAGACCAAUUUGUGGUUUUGGCAACAGAUGGGGUGUGGGAUGUCAUAUCCAACCAAGAAGCCGUGCAAAUCAUAUCAACCACAGCAGACAGGGCGAAAGCGGCUAAGCGGCUUGUUGAAAGUGCCGGUCAUGCAUGGAAGCGCAAGCGGAGAGGAAUUGCAAUGGAUGAUAUUUCUGCUAUUGUUCUCUUCUUCCAUUCUCCACCCUUUUGUGAGCAACACAGGGUUAGUAAACACUAACAGUUGAUUAACUUCACAAAGUGAAGAGAGUCACACACACAACAAACAAAAAAACAUUCAGCAAACAGCUGUGCUUUAUUUCAUUUGUUAGAACGGUAUAAGUCAUCCCUUUACCAGAUUUCUUUGCCGUUCUGAAGGAUUUAUUUUUGCUCCGCUCCACCCUUUUCGUUGAGUUGCUUGUUAACAUCACGUUCUCUAAAUCUUAACA